This is a messenger RNA of Ochotona princeps (American pika), 2020 nucleotides long. It is a transcript of the gene EDN3, whose product is annotated as endothelin 3. The transcript is spliced from 6 exons. Gene Ontology annotation, cellular component: extracellular region. Gene Ontology annotation, biological process: regulation of systemic arterial blood pressure by endothelin; vein smooth muscle contraction; regulation of vasoconstriction. Lineage: Eukaryota; Metazoa; Chordata; Mammalia; Lagomorpha; Ochotonidae. The coding region runs from base 423 to 1040 and encodes 205 amino acids. Gene Ontology annotation, molecular function: hormone activity; endothelin B receptor binding. The record is from RefSeq and is a predicted model, not a curated record.
CAGCCCUCCUGGCGGUCGCGUCGCCCCCGCCCCCCGCCGUCCUGGGUGCCUCUCGGUCAAUUCCCCCCUGCGCCCGGUAGGCGACCCCCGGUGCGCUCAGGGUUCAAAGGCCCCGGCGCGGCAGCUCCAGCCCCUCCGGGGGGCGGGGAGGCGAGGGGGUGGUGCGGAGAGAGAAAAGCCCACAACCGGCCAGUCCUGCGCAGGGAUGGGCAGUGCGCUCUGAAAGUUUGUGACCGCCGCACCCAACUGCUGCCCGCAGCCCGGGACACAGCAAACCAGCGAGCCAGCCCGAGAGCAAGCGCACCGGCGGCCUCGAGCGUCCACAGCGAGCUGCGAGGCCGGCCGCGCCCGGCCCUAGUGCCCUUUCGCGGCCAGCAGUGGCCGUCCUCAGGACCCGGUGCUCCCGCGCUUGAUCGGGGUUCAUGGAGCUGGGGCUGUGGCUCCUGCUGGGGCUCACAGUGACCUCUGCCGCCGCAGGAUUUGUGCCCUGUCCUCAGCCUGGGGGUGCUGGCAGGACCGGUGUGCCGCAGUCCCCCUCUGUCGCCGGAUCUGAGGGGGACUGUGAAGGCCCUGGACAGCACAGUGUGGCCUUUGCCGUGGAAAGGGGGCCCAGGCCUGGAAGCCCAGGGCAGGAACCUGAAGGUGCUCAGCCCCUGGGGCGGGUGCCUGAGAGGGGCCUGGCCCGCCGCCGCACCCGGCGUUGCACCUGCUUCACCUACAAGGACAAGGAGUGUGUCUACUACUGUCACCUGGACAUCAUCUGGAUCAAUACCCCGGAACAGACUGUGCCCUAUGGCCUGUCCAGCUACAGAGGAAGCUUCCGGGGCAAGAGGGCCGUGGGGCCAUUCCCAGGGAGCUCUCAGCCCUCCUUCCAGAAGCCCCUGCGCUGCAGCUGUGUCGGGAGAGGAGACAAGGCCUGCCUACGCUUCUGCACCCAAGUUGUGCAUGCCCGCAGUGCCACACGGACCACAACAGCACCAGACAGAAUGGAGGAAGACCGGGCUGCUGGGACCCAGCCAGAUCUGCGUUGGAAGAGAUAGGUUGAAGUCAAGGGCAGGCGAAGCAAGCGGCGCUUAGACCUCCACUGCCCGCAGCUGUGCCCAGCAGCCGCCUUCAGUCUGCUCCGCUGCCUGCUCCAGGCAGGAGUGCCCUCGGAGGAGAGCUCUGCCUGCCUCGUUCUUGGAGCCUUCAGCCCUUGCCCCAGCACUGUUCAAACUCCCCCCGGAGCAGGAAAUGUACCCCAAGUCCCCACUCUGUACACCCCUGCUCUGGAAAUGCCCCAGCCCAAAUGUCCUCACCCCGCUUUUGGGUCAAACGAUCCCAGAUGUGCCCUGGGGCCUGACGCCCACAGCUCUGGUUUCCUGAGCACCGGAAAUUGUUUUUGGAGAGGGCUGCAAGUUGCUCACUGGCUGUGACAGGCCACUGGAAGGGACGUGGGGCCCUAGGUUCACUCUGUGUAGAUGUCUAUGCCUGUCUGUCCCAUUGUGGAUGGGCCCAGCAUGCCGACUUCCGUACUCCCUCCCAGAGUGGCGGGGGCUGGGCAGUGUGUGGGCCUUGGCCUGGAUCUUAACCAUCCAGGAGCCGAUGGGAGGAGAAAGUGGACGUAAGCCGGCUUUGAACUCCGAGAUGUACAGGGGAGCACGGGCUCUUGUCCAGCUGCGGACUGUGGUCCCUGUAGACCCAGGCCCAAGCACGACGGGGUUCCCAGGCCCCGUGUCCAGGAAGCCAGCUGAAAAGCAGCCCCAGUGCAAGGCCUUUAAGGGUGACUAUCUGCUUUCAUGAGUAACUGCAGCUCUUUGGGGUGUGCCUUCCAAAUAAGCCAGAAACGCAAACUCUUUGUAAAUUAUGUAAAUUCCUAUUUAUCUAUAUAAUUGGCACCCGCUGGGAAUUGUCACUCCUGACAGUUCCAGAUCGUUUGCAGCUGCUCUCCGCUGGCUGUGCUGAACUCACGCGUGUGUAACUGCAUGGAGCUGUGGCCAGGCUGUGUCUUGUCCACACUGGGGGAGCUGCCCACCAGGAG